GGAUAUGGAUGGUGACACCUGACGUGUCGAGUCCAAGCUCGGACAAAAACAUACGAAACCUAUACUCCUCCCAUCCUCAACCGGCUGCCGGGAAGUUAACCGACACGUGUGCGUCUCCCAUUUUACCUAUUUUUCCACAAAAUAGAAACCUCACUCCCAUCUCUCUCAUCCAACUUGCUCUCCUCUCUCAUCCACUCUCAUUUCCGGCGAUUCUCCCCGUCGCCACCCCUGUUCUCGCCGUUCGCCGGCGAUGAUGAUCCAAUCGCCGCCAUCUCUUCCGUUGAGUUGUUAAUUAAAAGUGGCGAAAAUGAGUUUGAGAACGGCCAGGGAAGAAUCGGAUGAAGAUAUGAGUUUACCAGCUGAUAUUGAUUGGCAUAUGCUUGAUAAAUCCAAGUUUUUUUUCCUCGGGGCCGCGCUUUUUUCGGGCGUUUCAGUUGCGCUUUAUCCGAUUGUAGUCUUGAAGACGAGGCAACAGGUCUCGUUGUCUCAGGUUUCUUCUGUUAGAAAUGCGGUGUCGAUUUUUCGACAUGAGGGAUUGUGCGGUCUUUAUAGAGGAUUUGGUACUUCUUUGGUUGGGACGAUUCCGGCUAGGGCUCUUUACAUGACUGCUCUUGAGGUUACUAAGAGUAAUGUUGGUACGGCUACGGUUAAGCUUGGGUUAUCCGAGGCAUCGGCUUCUGCCAUUGCUAAUGCUUCGGCUGGUUUGAGUGCUGCGAUGGCUGCUCAGCUUGUGUGGACUCCGGUUGAUGUUGUUAGUCAGAGAUUAAUGGUUCAGGGUCAACAAAAUUUGAAGUUACCUUCGGCUUCUAAGUAUCAGAAUGGAAUUGAUGCAUUUAGGAAAAUUCUUAGGGCGGAUGGAAUUAGAGGGCUUUAUAGAGGAUUUGGGAUAUCUAUACUGACUUAUGCUCCGUCAAAUGCAGUUUGGUGGGCGUCUUACUCUGUUACACAACGACUUGUUUGGGGAGGUGUUAGUUGUUACUCUGAGAAUGGUGUAAAUACUUUGAGACCGGAUUCAAGAACGGUGAUUACAGUUCAAGGUGUUAGUGCAGCCAUGGCCGGAGGCGUUUCGGCUGUAAUUACAAUGCCAUUCGAUACAAUCAAGACAAGAUUGCAGGUCUUGGAUGGACGGGACGACAAUGGACGAAGAGGGCCCACAAUUGGACAGACGUUUAGGAAUCUAGUAAGGGAAGGUGGAUGGUUAGCUUGUUACAAAGGUUUGGGACCUCGCGCAGCUUCCAUGUCCAUGUCUGCUACUACCAUGAUCACUACAUAUGAGCUUCUAAAACGACUAUCAGCUAAAACACCGGAGGGUUCAACACCAUGAAUGCGAUUAGUCUUUAGUCCUGGUUAAAAGAAAAACAAGUUUUACUUAAAGUUCAACUAGUUGUCUUUUGUUUUUCUAUUUGGAAAGAGUCAUAAUCAAUAAUGCAAUAUUGACAAGUUGUUGCCA
This is a messenger RNA of Daucus carota subsp. sativus, 1450 nucleotides long. RefSeq lists its product as uncharacterized. Lineage: Eukaryota; Viridiplantae; Streptophyta; Magnoliopsida; Apiales; Apiaceae. Bases 308 to 1324 code for a protein of 338 amino acids. Gene Ontology annotation, biological process: transmembrane transport. The record is from RefSeq and is a predicted model, not a curated record. The transcript is spliced from 2 exons.